Molecule: messenger RNA, 6361 nt
Organism: Micropterus salmoides (largemouth bass)
Lineage: Eukaryota; Metazoa; Chordata; Actinopteri; Centrarchiformes; Centrarchidae
Gene: pip4k2aa
Product: phosphatidylinositol-5-phosphate 4-kinase, type II, alpha a
Exons: 11
Coding region: 893-2224 (443 amino acids)
Biological process (GO): phosphatidylinositol metabolic process
Molecular function (GO): phosphatidylinositol kinase activity
Source: RefSeq, a predicted model, not a curated record
CUGUCACCUCCCCUCCGUCGAGCUGUCAGUUCACAGUCAGCACACACGAGCCUCAAGGCUGCAAACGGAGUUAACCACACGUUGAUUUUAAAUAACUGUCCCCCUGCGUUUUAAUUCGAACUGAGGCAAGAACAUGAAAGGAUACAGCCCUGUUAUCUCUACGGACUGACACAAACGUGCAAGAGGAGGGCUGGCGGAGCCGCUGGCUAGCUGUGAGCUGCUAUCUAAUGUUAAUAGUUAGCUUGCAAGCUAACGGUAGCUAGCUGGUGAGCGGAGUCUGUUUGUGCCGUCUGUUGGUUAGCGAAGGUCGGAGGGACUAACGUUAGCUGGUAGUCAGGAGCGUUUAGUUAGCCAUUCAGCAUCAUUAAUAUGUCAUUUUAAUAGUUUGUUUUAAGGCUGCGUGAUAAAGUGUGUUUAAUUCGUCACUGGGCUUCCGUUUGUUCCUGUCUUUUACGUUAAUUCAUUUUACGAAAUUUAACGUUACCGUUGAUGAUUGCUAGCUAGCAAGCUACUCGGCUAUGCUAGCGCCAGCUCAGUGAGACCUCAGUGCGGAGAGCUCCAGACUAGUCAAGGAAGGAAGAGAGGUGACUUAUGAUGUGGGCUGGGGCAAGCGGCGGACUGUUAGGCGAAUGAGAGCAGCAGUAUUAGCUUUAACACCGUAUUUUCCUUAAUUUUAGUCAUUGUCGAGGGAACGUUAGGACCAUAGCGUCAGUCAAGCUGUGUGGGACGUCGGAUGAAGAAAAUAAUAGGAGUACUUUGAUUUGCGGUCUGGCUAAAUGAAUAGUGUUGUUAUUACUAAGUCGUGAGCUGGUGGCCACUGUGCCACCUUCAAGGGAAGACACUCUGUCAAGAUUAUCGCAAAUACUGCAAUAACCAGCCAGUUUGCUUAAAGAUGGCUUCGGCGAGCAGCAUAGCCGCAGCUAUUGCGAGCAAAACGAAGACCAAGAAAAAACACUUCGUUGCCCAGAAAGUGAAGCUCUUCCGUGCCAGCGACCCUCUGCUUAGCGUGCUUAUGUGGGGAGUCAACCAUUCGAUAAAUGAGUUAAGCCAUGUUCAGAUUCCCAUCAUGCUCAUGCCAGAUGACUUCAAGGCCUAUUCUAAGAUCAAAGUGGACAACCACCUCUUCAAUAAGGAGAACAUGCCUAGCCAUUUCAAGUUCAAGGAGUACUGCCCUCUGGUGUUUCGAAACCUCAGAGAGAGGUUUGGCAUCGAUGAUCAGGACUUCUUGAACUCUCUGACACGCAGUGCUCCCAUGAACAGUGAGGCCCAGGGACGGAGCGGGGCCCGCUUCCAUACCUCUUACGACAAACGCUACGUAGUCAAGACCAUCAGCAGCGAGGAUGUGGCUGAGAUGCAUAACAUUCUAAAGAAAUACCAUCAGUUCAUCGUGGAGUGCCAUGGCAACACGCUGCUGCCUCAGUUUCUGGGGAUUUACCGACUCACCGUGGAUGGAGAUGAGACCUACAUGAUUGUUACACGCAAUGUCUUCUCUCACCGCCUUUCCGUCUACAAAAAAUAUGAUCUGAAGGGUUCCACUGUGGCAAGAGAGGCUAGUGACAAGGAGAAGCAGCCGCCCCCACCAGAGGAUGUGCCCCCGCGGCCCAAAUCUGGUAAUGUUCAGCAAAGGCUGCAAACACUGCGGAUUGCCACGCGCUUUUACUGCGCCAUGAAACACGUAAGAGAUGCCAAGGAGCUGCCCACCUACAAGGACAAUGACUUCAUCAAUGAUGGGCAGAAGAUCUACAUUGACGGGGAGAACAAGAAGAUGUUCCUGGAGAAGCUCAGGAAAGAUGUGGAGUUCCUGGCCCAGCUGAAGCUCAUGGACUACAGUCUGCUGGUGGGGAUCCACGAUGUGGAGCGAGCCGAGCAGGAAGAGGUGGAGAGCGAGGACAAUGAAGCCGAGGAGGAGGGCGAGAGUGACGGAGGGGGCAUUGGAACACCCCCUGACAGUCCCAGCAACACCCUGGACAGCAACAAGCCCCUGUCACCUGGAGAGUUUGAUCCCGCCAUUGACGUCUACGCCAUCAAAAGCAAUGAUAGUGCUCCCAGGAAGGAGGUUUACUUCAUGGCUAUCAUAGACAUCCUGCAGCAUUACGAUGCCAAGAAGAAAGCUGCCCACGCCGCCAAGACUGUCAAACAUGGGGCCGGAGCAGAGAUCUCCACGGUGAACCCAGAGCAGUACUCCAAGAGGUUUUAUGAUUUUAUCACCACUAUCCUGUCAUAGCCUUCAGGAGCAACAGGAGGGCACAGAGGCACAUGGGAAAGGGGGGGAAGGCAAGCAGGGAACAGGGCAGGGGAAGAGAAGUGAUGGAGAGAAAACCCAUCGAGAGGCUGAAUACACAAGGUGCUGUGAUGGCGUUGUAUCACUCUCCCUCAUCCCUCCCUGUUUACUUCACCCUCUUUCAGCGGGGUGCCACGCUCUGCAGCUAAAGAAAAACCCAUCAUUCGUUUACAUUUAACCUCUCCUAUGUUGAGUUUUGUUCAUGCGUUACUUUGGAUGACGAGUGUUGAAAGGAAGUGUCCAAGUCAUUACGUUUUUUUUUAAAUAGAAUUUGUUUAUUUUGUUUGUUUGUUUAUGUGGGAAUAUGGCUUUUUUUUAUUGCCUCUAAUAUAACAUCCAGCACCCUGCAGUUUUUUUAUUUUAUUUUGAUGUUUUUAUUUGUCUUUCCCUUAUAUCGUUUGGGGGGGGGGCGGUUUAGAUGUAUAUAGUGUGAGGUCAAGGGGAGUGCAGAGGUGUCUUUGCAAAGACAUGGCAGGAUGUAAAAAGGAAGUUUGCGUUGAGCCUCGCCUAAUGCAAUCGCUUCAUUUCAGGAACUAGGAAGCAGUCUUCCAAUAGGCCAACAGCCAGACCCCCCCACCCACCCAAAUGCUAUACAAGUACUCAGCCAAACAAAUCUUCCCAUUUGUGUUCCUUUUCCAUCACUUGUUCUUUGGAUGCCUCCCCCUCUCACUCCUUCGUGUACAGUUGACGAAUUGAGCUUCUGGGUUAUCCUCUUGCCACACACACAAACAAACACGUCUCAUCAGCUGAGAUGAGUUCACUUGUUGCAGUAAAUUAUAAUGCUUGUUUUCAGCACUAGUUGCGCCUCGUGGUUGUCAGCGCUUUUCCCCUUUUGCUUUGUUGUGGUGCGCAGUGUUUAAGAAUGAUUAAGGGAAGCAUGUGUUUUUAAGGGAGGAUUCGAGGACACAGCUUCUCUUAGGCGUUAUUUACUUGCAUAAACUCUGAAUCAGUUGGGCAUUGUUAUGUAGACCUGGUUUCUGUUCCUGUGGCAGGGAAUGACCCAGAAGUCCUGUGUGGUUGAUUAAGAGUCAGCCACUCCUCGUUAUAUCUUCGUAAAGGGUGUCACAUUGAAACAUCAGCAGCCCUUAACUUUCUGUUGCCAUCAGCACCUUAUGAGUAAAAUCAAAAAUGUUGCACUUUUAUUUGUUAUUAGAGGUUAGGAGAUCUUGUUCUGUUACGUGCGCUGCAACAAAGAGGAAAAAUAACUCUGCUUUCAUAGAAUUGAAUCUUUAGAGGCCCGAUCUCAAAACCUGUCUCCUCCGCCAUUUUUCACCUAUGGGUGCUUCUUAAUGUAAGGAUCGGUGGGGAAGAAUUUACUGCAAUAUUAGACGGGGAAAGAAGUUGGGUUUUGUUUACAGGGCUUAUGUAAAGUAACCUCUCCAAUCCUUGUUUUUAGAAGCGCCCCGUGGUGUUGUGGGUGGUGGGUUUUGGGACUGAGCCAACAGCGUGACCGUGCUUGCACGCUCAGGGCAGACAGAAGGCUGUUUACCUCCAGCAUCGUACCAGCACACACCCAAUGAUGGCGAACAAUGUGUGUGUGUGUGUGUGUGUCAGUGUUCAAAAGUUUUUUUUGGGGGGGGGUAGAAAGGGGAGGAGGGAAGAGUAGCUGCAGAUGUAAAGAUACGUGUUGUUACGUCAUUAACACCAACAGCAUUGUCCUCUUCUCUAACCUCAGCUGUGAGUCUGUUAUUCAUCGUUUGUGUUGUUGACAUUUUUUAAAGGUGGUUUAUCUGUGUUUGAAUUUGGCAGUUUUAUGAAUUGAUGUGGUAAUAUUUUGUUUGUUUCUGUUUGAGGUGUUGUUGUUUUUUUGUAUAUUUUGCACAUGAGGAAAGGAACCAAAUGUUACGAAUAUGAUCCCAAUUAGUUGAUUAUGGUCUUAACAAGGGAAAUGCAAUAUACUCGUAUGUAAGUGAGAAACGUUGUUGUGCGUGUGAUGUUGUGUGUAUCCCUUCUGGAUAACCAACUAAAGCAAGUAAAAGACGUCAUCCUUGACUAUUCUAACCCAUGCAAAAAGCUUCCAUCAUAAUAUGUUAGUUUAAAUUUCAUAGAUUAUAUUCACAUUUAUAUUUUUACAUUGGAUUUUAGUCAUGAAACAUAGGUGUAUUUAAAAGAAAAAACUAAACGGAGCCACCCUUAGGAAUGAAUGAUGGUGCUGUGGUAAAUGAAGAAUGAUACUGCUUGAAUUUAUACAGUGCUUACUAUAGAUGUACUUUAAAAAAAAAAGUCAUAAAAAAUUGCAUGUCACAGGACUAAGUUUCCUUUUCCCUUUGGUCUGUGUUGUUGGCUGUUCAGGUUCUCUUUGUGUCCCUACACUUUAACCAGAUUUGUGAGCUGUUCAGCGUAAAUUGGUCCCUACCAUGCUUUAAAUAAUGUGAUUUUCAUUGUAUACACUGUGCAAGAUGUGUGCCUUUAUACUCCAAAAUUAUUUAAUUUUAUAUUUUGUAACCUUUUUUUAAAACACAGGCAAAUGGUUAUUUUAAUAACAGGGUGUUUACUUUGACCUUUACAUUUCAACCCCCCUGCUCAACCUUCCUCCACUCCAGCACCUCUGUGUUUAGAUAUUAUUUUCACGUUAUUCCGUCAGUUAAACUAAACAAUUCUAAUGAUUGUGUUUUAACAGACAAAAAAGUGAAUAGCUGUCUUAAAUUUGAACACGCUGGAUCAGUUUCAAUUCUGUACAUUCAAGUCCUUCAUUCAGAUUAUUCAGUGUUUGCAGGCGUCCCUCUCCUCCUCAGAGCGAGGCGGUGUCUGCUGAUAUUAAUCCCUUGUUCGUUGACGCUGGUCCUGCCUUUAGAAAAAGGGUGCGUGCGUGGAAGUGUAUUGUGGAAUGUGUGUGUGUGUUGUGGUUGUGUUUUCUCGUGCUUGUGCUCGCUAAGUGACUGCCCCUCCCAUUCCCUCCUCAGGAGUAUGUCGGCAUCUUCAUCACAUUUACCCUCUCACAUUUCAGGAAUGUGUCUUUCUUUUCUUUUCUUUUUUUUUGUACAUUUUAUAAUAUUAUUAUUAUUUUUGUGUUUGUCCAGACUUUCACUUACAACUCCUACUCAUUUCUAAAACAGGUUUAGGUUCUCUUGCUUCCUCACCUCCAUGUUUUUAUUUUGUAUAACCCAGAACACCUGCGUGUUUUCAGGGAGGUUGUCAGCACAUCCUGAGUCAAUGUUAGAUGAUAUUUCUGUGUUCUUUCACUGUUAAUGGGCAGUUUUGUUGUAACGUAGCCCAUGCUGUACAUAGGUUGUGUCGUAAAGGAAACAAGAAAUGAGGGAACACAAUCAUCUUCGAGUGUGCUUUGCUCUCUUUGGCUUCGCUGUAGUCAGACUAAUAAGCAAGUAAUAAACAGAGCAGUGCAUGCUGGGAGAGUGAGGAUUUUUCUGUUCUGUUUCGGGGAUAUUAACUCUCCUCUGAUGAAGUCCUUGCUUUUGUGACUUUCGCUCAUGAACAAGCUCCUCCACCCACCAGUGAACUUGCUGCCACCGUUAACUUGCCAAAAGCAUCUUUGAGCAGUCAGAACUACCCCACACGAGCUUAAAGAACAUUGUGUGUCGUAUAAUGUGUCUGUUUAGGUUUUUUUCUUUCUAUGUACUGGAAGCGAGAUAUGCAUUGCUGAUAUGUGAACAAACACCCUAGCGUUCAUGUGGUUUAUCAAGUGUUAAGGGGAAUUGGAUUACAAAUGCAAAGCCAGGCGAGAUCUGCAGAGAUGGAACCUUUUCCUUUUGGCCUUGAGUUUCAAAAUCAACAAAUUUUGUGGAGGAUUUUGAAAGCAACUGAAUCCUUUUUCUUUUUUAAAUUUGCAUGCGAAAUUGAAGUCAAGAGAGGCCUGAAAACCUCCCCUCCUGCAAUUGAGCUUUGGUCUCACAACAGUCCCUAGUACUUAAAUUACUGUGUGUGUAUGUGUGAGUGUGUGUGUUUCUUUAUUGCUGUCUGACAAACAAUGGCUGGUGAGAGUUCCCUUUCAGUGGCAGAGAGGCCAAAAUGUUGAUGUAUGUUUAUUGUUCUUCACAUUUAAUGAUGACGAUGAUAAUAAUACACUCCAUUCAAUAAGCCUUCACUCAAACCAAUUAAAGCACUUGUUCUGCUUAACUCACA